Molecule: messenger RNA, 568 nt
Organism: Bradysia coprophila
Lineage: Eukaryota; Metazoa; Arthropoda; Insecta; Diptera; Sciaridae
Product: dynein axonemal light chain 4
Biological process (GO): microtubule-based process
Cellular component (GO): dynein complex
Source: RefSeq, a predicted model, not a curated record
UUCAUUCUCAGUAACAUAUGUGACUUUUGAAGCCGCACUUAUACGUUCUUGUAAGAAUUUUUUGUUUGUUUUUGUUUAAAAUCAAAUUAAUUGCAUCGCGUGAAUGUGAAAAACCGUUUCGUUUUUCUGUAUUAAAAAUUGACAAUGGCUGAUGAGAGUUCAGCGAAGGAAAAUGAAGGCGAUAAGAAAAUUGUACAUACGUACCCUUUGGUGAAGCACUCAGACAUGAUCGAAGAAAUGAAGACUGACUGCAUUGAGCUGAGUAUAACGGCAUGCGAAAAAUUUGCAGCCAACUAUGAAAUGGCUGCAAAAACGAUUAAAGAUGCAAUGGACAAAAAAUUCGGAACAUUUUGGCAUGUCAUAGUUGGUGAAGGAUUCGGAUUCGAAGUGUCUUAUGAGACGAAAAACCUUCUGUAUUUGUUUUUUGGUGGCAAUUUGGCCGUUGUAAUAUGGAAAUGUUCUUAAAUUUGUAUAUGUAUUUCGAUCAUUUUUUUCCCCUUUAAAAUUAACAGUUUCAAGUUCAAAAUGUAUUUGCCUUACAUCAAUACAGGAAACCGUAUUUUUACAU